AUCAGGUCAGCCAGUCAUAUCUAAAUAAGCCACCGGUUCAUCCACCAACACAGUCUUGACUUCACUCUGAUUGAACAGAAGCCAGCUUGUGUCGAGAAAAACAGCAGAAAGCGGUUCACUAUAGUAGCUUUGGAAAUACCCAACUAGAAAUAUUAGAAAUGGCCACCGAAUUCUCGUCUCGACCCUUAGGGACGACGUUGGUGCUCUUCGAUGUCGACGGCACUCUCACCCCCGCUCGUCGAUCGGCCUCCCCUGAGAUCCUCAAGACUCUGCAAGACUUGCGAAAGAAGGCGGUGAUCGGGUUCGUCGGAGGCUCGGACCUGGUCAAGAUCCGAGAACAACUCGAAGUCACUCCCACGGCUAACGUGUUGGAGAACUUCGAUUAUUGCUUCGCUGAGAACGGAUUGACCGCGUAUCAGUCCGGCAAAGUCUUGGAAAGCCAGAGCUUCAUCAACCAUCUCGGCGAAGACCGGUACAAGAAACUGGUCAACUUUUGUCUAAGAGAGAUCAGCGAAUUAGACAUCCCUAUCAAACGAGGUACUUUUGUCGAGUUCAGGAACGGAAUGAUCAACGUCUCACCUAUCGGACGAAACGCAUCGGUUUCCGAACGAGAUGAAUUUGAGAAGUACGAUAAACAGAGCCAAGUCCGAGCGAAAUUCGUGGAGAAGUUGAAGAAAGAAUUUGCCGAUUACGGGUUGACGUUUUCGAUUGGAGGCCAGAUCUCGUUUGAUGUUUUCCCUAACGGAUGGGAUAAGACAUACGCGUUGAAACAUGUGGAGAAGGCCGGCUUCAAGGAGAUCCAUUUCUUUGGUGAUAAGACUUAUAAGGGAGGCAACGAUCAUGAGAUUUAUGAGGACUCUAGGACCAUCGGCCAUCCGGUCACUUGUCCUGAAGAUACUAUCAAAAUCUUGAAGGAACUUUUUUCCAUUUGAUCGAGGUAUCUUCAACUACGGACGAUCACAGGGUUUUGCUUUUUUGGGUUGCGAUGGACUAUCACAAAAAAAAGAGAGAAGACGGGGUUUUUCAAGAGGAGAAAAAGUUGGACUAGAUAUCCGAUAACGCUGGACAUCGAAGGUAUAUUCUCGUUACAUCAGAAAAAAAUCACGUUGUGGCGUUUCUUGUGUUCUUUGCUCUAGAUAAUCAUAGAAUUUGAGAAACCAUCCUGCGCCAGUUGAGCAGCUUCUAUCUCUUAGACUUGGGACAUCAAACCUAAAGAAGAAUGAAAAAUGAACGCGAGGACUGGAGUUUGUCCGCCUCUGAUCAAAAAAAACUGAGAAUUGGACAAGGUUGGUCGG
Messenger RNA from Puccinia graminis f. sp. tritici CRL 75-36-700-3, 1295 nucleotides. RefSeq names its product phosphomannomutase. Gene Ontology annotation, cellular component: cytosol. The record is from RefSeq and is a predicted model, not a curated record. Gene Ontology annotation, biological process: mannose metabolic process; GDP-mannose biosynthetic process; protein N-linked glycosylation. NCBI's taxonomy places the organism in Eukaryota, Fungi, Basidiomycota, Pucciniomycetes, Pucciniales, Pucciniaceae. Bases 159 to 932 code for a protein of 257 amino acids. The transcript has 8 exons. Gene Ontology annotation, molecular function: phosphomannomutase activity.